AUGGAACAGAAAAAUUACAGCAGGGUUAAAGAAUUUGUCUUUGAAGGACUGACCCAGUCCCAAGAGCUGAGUUUGGUCUUGUUUCUUUUCUUGUUCUUAGUCUACACAGCAACUGUGCUGGGAAACCUCCUCAUCAUGGUCACUGUGACCUGGGAAUCCUGCCUCCACACCCCCAUGUACUUCCUGCUUCGCAACCUCUCGAUCUUGGACAUCUGUUUCUCCUCCAUCACAGCUCCAAAGGUCCUAGUGGACCUUCUUUCAAUAAGAAAGGCCAUCUCCUUCAAUGGCUGCUUCACCCAGAUGUUUUUCUUUCACCUGCUUGGUGGGGCAGACAUUUUCUCUCUCUCUGUGAUGGCAUUUGAUCGUUACAUGGCCAUCUCCAAGCCACUGCACUAUGUGACCAUCAUGAGUAAGGGGCGGUGCACUGCCCUCAUCGUGGCUUCCUGGAUGGGGGGCUUUGUUCACUCCAUUGUACAGAUUUCUCUCUUACUCCCACUCCCCUUCUGUGGACCCAAUGUUGUUGAUGGUUUCUACUGCGAUGUACCACAGGUUCUCAAACUCGCCUGUACCAACACCUUUGCUCUUGAAGUCUUAAUGAUUUCUAACAAUGGCUUGAUCUCUACCCUGUGGUUUGUCUUCCUUCUGGUGUCCUACACAGUCAUCAUGACAAUGCUGAGGUCACACACAGGAGAGGGCAGAAGGAAAGCCAUCUCCACUUGCACCUCCCACAUCACUGUGGUCACCAUGCACUUUGUGCCCUGCAUCUAUGUCUAUGCCCGGCCUUUCACUGCCCUCCCCAUGGACAGAGCUGUCUCCAUCACCUUCACUGUCAUCAUCCCUGUCCUAAACCCAAUGAUCUACACCCUGCGGAACCAGGAGAUGAAGUCAGCCAUGAAGAAACUCAGGAAAAGACUGGGAACCUCUGCAAAGGACUAG
This is a messenger RNA of Mesocricetus auratus (golden hamster), 936 nucleotides long. RefSeq names its product olfactory receptor 4D9-like. Gene Ontology annotation, molecular function: G protein-coupled receptor activity; olfactory receptor activity. The coding region runs from base 1 to 936 and encodes 311 amino acids. Lineage: Eukaryota; Metazoa; Chordata; Mammalia; Rodentia; Cricetidae. Gene Ontology annotation, cellular component: membrane. The transcript has a single exon. Gene Ontology annotation, biological process: G protein-coupled receptor signaling pathway. The record is from RefSeq and is a predicted model, not a curated record.